This is a messenger RNA of Saxophila tyrrhenica, 1425 nucleotides long. RefSeq lists its product as uncharacterized. The record is from RefSeq and is a predicted model, not a curated record. NCBI's taxonomy places the organism in Eukaryota, Fungi, Ascomycota, Dothideomycetes, Mycosphaerellales, Extremaceae. The coding region runs from base 1 to 1425 and encodes 474 amino acids. The transcript has a single exon. Gene Ontology annotation, molecular function: N-acetylgalactosaminide beta-1,3-galactosyltransferase activity.
AUGCUUCAGGGCUACCCGUCGAAGUCCAGAGCGGCAACUGUCGCUGCCGCGGUGCUUCUUCUUUUACUAGGCGCACAUGUCCUACGCAGCCAUGCACCGCCGGUUCCGAGAUGGCGCCUAGCAGACGGCGAGGCUGUCAUCGGCGGGCAUGUCGACAUCAAAGACGACCCUGAGACAUUGCCUUGUCAAAAGCUGCCAGGAGCCGAGGAUGUCGUGGUCAUCAUGAGGACUGGAGCCACUGAGAUUCAAGACAAACUCCCCAUCCAUUUCAACACGACUUUCAGGUGCUACCGGGAUGUCCUCAUCUUCUCGGACUAUGCCGAAACAUUCCAAGGCCACGAAGUCCAUGAUGCCCUGGCCGCGAUGGACCAGGAUCUGAAGGAGAACAAUCCGGACUUCGAGCUUUACAUGAGGCUCCAACGACAUGGUCGCGAAAGCCUGUCUGAGGACGAGCUCAGUGGCAAAGCAAGCUUCGAAGGGAGCAAAAGCGGCAAGGGCGAAAAUCCAGGCUGGAAGCUGGACAAGUGGAAGUUCCUCCCGAUGAUGAAUGAGACAUUGAACCUGCGACCAGACAAGAAGUGGUUCAUGUUUGUGGAGUCCGACAGUUACCCGGUCUGGUCCAACAUGCUUCAAUGGCUGGAGAACGUGGACCCAGCGAAGCCACACUACUUUGGCAGUGAAGUGAUGAUCGGGCCAGACAUAUUUGCUCACGGAGGGUCCGUCUUCGUCAUGUCAAAGCCAGCAAUCGAGCUGGGGGCACAGUACUACGCAGAACGCCGGCAGGAAUGGGAUCUGUUCACCGACGGACACUGGGCUGGCGACUGCGUGCUCGGCAAGGAACUUGGAGAAGCUGGAGCACCACUGGAAUGGUCGUGGCCUAUGUUCCAGGGUGGACAUCCCGAGAAGAUGGACUUUACAGAGAAGAAACACAAUGACAGGAAACUGUGGUGUGUUCCAGCUCUAUCCUAUCACCACUUCUCGCCCACCGAGCUGCCGCGUUUCUGGGAAUUUGAGCAGAUGUGGAUUCAAAGCAGGUUGGACAAGGUGUCUGCCAAAGACAGCCGCGAGAGACGAUGGUCAUUCUGGGAGGACUACAGCGACGUCCUCGAACAUCGAGACGUCUUCAGAGAGUUCGUGUGGCCUCGGAUCCGGGAAGGGCAAGCUGGCUUCUGGAACAACCUCUCGCCGAACAUAGUUGAGAACACUGCUGGGAGCAGCGAAGACAACUGCCGACGCAUCUGUGAAGAGACGCCGGACUGCCUGCAAUAUGCGUCAGGCAGAGAGGGAUGCUCAAUGUCUAACCAGCAGGUGAUGCUUGGGGAGAAGCAAGAUGGCUACAAGUCGGGCUGGAUGCUGGACAGGAUUGAGGGAUGGGUGGCAGGCUUGGACAACUGCGCUGGAUUCGAAGGGUGGACAGUCAGCUGA